Molecule: messenger RNA, 2303 nt
Organism: Pseudopipra pipra
Lineage: Eukaryota; Metazoa; Chordata; Aves; Passeriformes; Pipridae
Gene: RARA
Product: retinoic acid receptor alpha
Exons: 9
Coding region: 235-1617 (460 amino acids)
Biological process (GO): retinoic acid receptor signaling pathway; cellular response to corticotropin-releasing hormone stimulus; regulation of transcription by RNA polymerase II
Cellular component (GO): transcription regulator complex; nucleus
Molecular function (GO): nuclear receptor activity; RNA polymerase II cis-regulatory region sequence-specific DNA binding; zinc ion binding
Source: RefSeq, a predicted model, not a curated record
CCCCCCCUCCAGCCACCCCCCCCGCCCCGCCGCUUCCCGGUGCCGUCGCCGUCGCCGCCAUGCAGCCACCGCCGGGAGCUCGCCGGGUUUAAGGAUUUCGGUGUUGGACCCUCCCGUGAGCAGCGCCGCAGGACCAGCGUCACCAGCGAGGCCAGCCCGGCAGCGGGGCACCCGCGGGCCCCAUGCUCUGCUCGCCCCCCGCCUGAGAGCCCCCCCGCGCUGGAGACCCCCGCCAUGGCCAGCAACAGCAGCUCCUGCCCCACGCCGGGCGGGGGGCACCUCAAUGGCUACCCCGUGCCCCCCUACGCCUUCUUCUUCCCGCACAUGCUGGGGGGGCUCUCGCCCCCCAGCACCUUGGCCGGCAUCCAGCACCAGCUCCCUGUCAGUGGAUACAGCACCCCGUCACCUGCCACGGUGGAGACGCAGAGCACCAGCUCGGAGGAGAUCGUGCCCAGCCCCCCCUCGCCCCCGCCCCUGCCCCGCAUCUACAAGCCCUGCUUUGUGUGCCAGGACAAGUCCUCGGGGUACCACUAUGGGGUGAGCGCCUGCGAGGGCUGCAAGGGCUUCUUCCGCCGCAGCAUCCAGAAGAACAUGGUGUACACGUGCCACCGGGACAAGAACUGCAUCAUCAACAAGGUGACGCGCAACCGGUGCCAGUACUGCCGGCUCCAGAAGUGCUUCGAAGUCGGAAUGUCCAAGGAGUCCGUCCGCAAUGACCGGAAUAAGAAGAAGAAGGACGUGCCCAAGCCGGAGUGCUCGGAGAGCUACAUCAUCACCCCUGAGGUGGAGGAGCUCAUCGAGAAGGUGCGCAAAGCCCACCAGGAGACCUUCCCCGCGCUCUGCCAGCUCGGCAAAUACACUACGAACAACAGCUCGGAGCAGCGGGUGUCCCUGGACAUCGACCUGUGGGACAAGUUCAGCGAGUUGUCCACCAAGUGCAUCAUCAAGACGGUGGAGUUCGCCAAGCAGCUCCCUGGCUUCACCACGCUCACCAUCGCUGACCAGAUCACCCUCCUCAAAGCCGCCUGCCUCGACAUCCUGAUCCUGCGGAUCUGCACGCGCUACACGCCGGAGCAGGACACCAUGACCUUCUCGGACGGGCUGACGCUGAACCGCACGCAGAUGCACAACGCGGGGUUCGGGCCCCUCACCGACCUGGUCUUCGCCUUCGCCAACCAGCUGCUGCCGCUGGAGAUGGACGACGCCGAGACGGGGCUGCUCAGUGCCAUCUGCCUCAUCUGCGGAGACCGCCAGGACCUGGAGCAGCCCGACAAGGUGGACAAGCUGCAGGAGCCACUGCUGGAGGCGCUGAAGAUCUACGUGAGGAAGAGGAGGCCCAACAAGCCCCACAUGUUCCCCAAGAUGCUCAUGAAGAUCACGGACCUGCGCAGCAUCAGCGCCAAGGGCGCCGAGCGGGUGAUCACGCUGAAGAUGGAGAUCCCGGGCUCGAUGCCGCCGCUCAUCCAGGAGAUGCUGGAGAACUCGGAGGGCAUGGACACGCUGGGGGGGCAGGCGGGCGGCCCCCGCGGGGGCAGCCUGGGGCCCCCCCCGGGCAGCUGCAGCCCCAGCCUCUCGCCCAGCUCCAACCGCAGCAGCCCGGCCACGCACUCGCCGUGACCCGCGCCCGGCGCGCACCAGGACAGAGCCCGGCACGGCCGGACACGGCGGGGGCCCCGCGCCCCGGCCCGGCUGCAGCCCCCCCGCGGGGCGGACUCCUCGGCAGCCCCCCCGCCGGAGCGGCCCCCGCGGGGAGCCCCCCCAGCCCCGGGCCCAGCGCGUUGGUUGAGUCACAUUUCAGGGGCGCGGGGACCUUCGGCCGCGGCCCCGGGGACGCCCCGGCCCCACCAGCACCAGCACCCACGGGAUCGCGACCACCGAGCCACUUCUCCCCCCGCCCCUCGCUCCGCCCCGGCCGUCCGAGGUGGGGGGGGCACCCCGGACAGCCCCGCACGCCGAGGAAGCAGAGUCAUUUAAAAGAGAAAAGAAAGCAAAGUAUAUAUAUAUAAAUAUCUAUAAAUAUCUAUAAAUACGUUUUAAAACCUUUGUAAAAGUUUGGAGGGGUUUUUAGGCCUGUGCAGGUGGAGGGGGCACGGCGGGCGCUGCCGGGGGAGGGGCGGGGGGGGGCACACGGUUUAUUAUUAUUAAAUUUUUUUUUUUGUUGUUGUUGAGAUUUUAGUGGAUUUAGAGUCGGGGGGCACCGGGCGGGCCCUGCCCCGGCCCCCCCAGGCGGGGAGGGGGCUGUGGGGGGGCACGUGGUGGUGCCAGCCCCGGCCUCGCGGGGAGGGGGGGCCCGGCCCUGCCGG